GGCAGUCGACUUAAUUGAUCAGAAUAGUGAAAGUUUUGUUUUGGUGAAUGAUUGAUAGUGCUGGUGUGUGUUGACAGAAAUUAUUUAUAAUGGAUCGAAGCCUGAGAAAUGUUAUGCUACUAGGGCUAGCAUUUAUGCUGGUUUUUACAGCUUUUCAAACUAUGUCUAAUAUACAGCAAACUAUCACAGACAGUAUAGUAAAAGAUGAUCCGACCUAUGACGGAGACGCAUACUACAGUCAGGCCAUCAUUUAUGGGUUCUUCUCGCUAUUUAAUUGGUCAGCCCCAUCAGUUGUUAGUAUAAUUGGUCCUAAAUUUUCAAUGUUCCUAGGAGGCACAGUUUAUGUCUCCUUCAUACUACAGUUCCUGGCUCCAAAAGCAUGGGGAAUGUAUUUGUGCAGUGCCUUAUUGGGUAUAGGAGCCGCUAUGAUUUGGACUGGACAAGGCAAUUAUUUAACUUUAAACUCUACGAAGAAGCACAUAACAAGAAAUUCGGGAAUAUUUUGGGCGUUACUUCAGUUAAGUAUGUUUGUUGGAAAUACGUUCGUCUUCUUUGCUUUUAAAGGAAAGACAGAAGUUGACAAGAGCACAAGAACGUUCGUGAUCACCACGUUGGCUGCAGUUGGCGUUGUUGGACUAAUAGUUCUAUUCGUGCUACCAAAAGCGUUUAAAGAAGAAGAAGAUGAGGAAGAGGAAGUAGAAGAAGUGAAGCCACAAGGCCCAGUGGAAGCUUUUCUCGGAUCAGUGAGAUUGUUUUUCACGAUGAGGAUGUUUUUACUCAAUUUCGCAUUUUUGUAUACAGGUCUGGAGUUAGGAUUCUUCAGUGCGAUAUACAGUUCAUGCCUUGGAUUUACCAAAAAUUUUGAAAAUCGUAAAGAACUUGUAGGGAUAUCUGGUAUAUUUAUGGGACUAGGAGAGGUUCUAGGUGGUGGAAUAUUCGGAAUAUUCGGUCACAAAACCGUAAAAUGGGGAAGAGAUCCCGUAGUAAGCACCGGAUUCCUUUUACAUAUCCUCGCAUUCGUACUAAUAUUUUUGAAUUUACCUAACAACUCGCCAUUUGCAGACACUGAUGAUCAGGCUAUCAUAACCAGCAACGCCAUUUUAGCUAUAUUUUGCUCAUUCCUUCUAGGAUUGGGAGACUCUAUUUAUAAUACUCAGAUAUUCUCACUUUUGGGAACCGUCUACUCUGAUAAUAGUGCUCCAGCUUUUGCCAUAUUUAAAUUUAGCCAGUCUGUUGGAGCAGUUAUUACCUUCGUUUCAGCCAAAUCUCUUGGACUUCAUUACCAGUUAGCAAUUUUGCUAGCCAUGUCAGUACUAGGUACGUUAUGUUUCGUUAGGGUGGAAUGGUACGCUAAGAAAAAAGCUGCACUGUUGUCCGCCGAAAAAAGCGGGAAGAGUGAAGAAGCAUUGACGGGUUCACAAUGAGGAAAAUAGAAGAGAAUAUUUUUAGUGAAUGUGAUUAUAAUUGUAUAUUUUAUUUGGAACGAUUUUUUACAAGAAAUGUCAAAUAUUUUUUGAAAUAAAGAAUUUAUUUUUU
Messenger RNA from Diabrotica balteata, 1536 nucleotides. Lineage: Eukaryota; Metazoa; Arthropoda; Insecta; Coleoptera; Chrysomelidae. The record is from the annotation of a GenBank genome assembly.